AUGGCGUCAACGAGUGAGUUUCCUGCCAUUGAGGGCGGAGGGUCUCUGAUCCUCGCCUGGCAAGUCCGUGGCAAGAAGGUACUGGUCAUUGGUGGUGGAGAAGUGGCCGCCGGGCGCAUACUCAAUCUGCUAAAUGCAGAUGCGCGUGUCACUCUUGUCAGUCCUCGCGAAGGCCUGAAUCCCGAGGUGGCAUAUCGGGUGGCCCAAGGCCAGGUCAUCUAUCACGACAAAGUCUUCGAGCCAACCGAUCUCGAUGAUCCGGAUAUCACCAUGGUGUUAACAGCCAUCGACGAUCCUGUCGCCUCGAGUCAGAUAUGGAAAUUAUGCAAACAGAAGCGAAUUGCAGCUAAUAUCGCCGAUGUGCCGCCCGAAUGCGAUUUCUAUUUUGGUAGUGUGCACCGAGAUGGGCCGCUCCAGAUCAUGGUCAGCACCAACGGCAAUGGCCCUAAGAUGGCCAACAUCGUAAGGAGAAGGAUUGCGGACACUUUGCCUCCUAAUAUCGGUGAGGCGAUCCAACAAGUUGGAAUGCUGCGACGGAAACUGCGCGAGAUCGCGCCUGGACCCGAGGAGGGCAGUAAAAGGAUGCAGUGGAUGUCCAAGGUUUGUCUCCAGUGGAGUCUUGAAGAUCUCUGUGAAAUGCAAGAGCGAGAUAUGGAAGUUUUGGUACAAUCCUAUGCUUCCAACAAAGUACCAGGUCUGGCGGAGGUUCGCGGCCCCUGGCAAUUUGAUGGCUCGUUCGGCUGGGCGUGCGUUGUGUAA
Messenger RNA from Dissoconium aciculare CBS 342.82, 759 nucleotides. RefSeq names its product siroheme synthase middle domains-like protein. Gene Ontology annotation, biological process: siroheme biosynthetic process. Gene Ontology annotation, molecular function: precorrin-2 dehydrogenase activity; protoporphyrin ferrochelatase activity. The record is from RefSeq and is a predicted model, not a curated record. NCBI's taxonomy places the organism in Eukaryota, Fungi, Ascomycota, Dothideomycetes, Mycosphaerellales, Dissoconiaceae. The coding region runs from base 1 to 759 and encodes 252 amino acids. The transcript is spliced from 3 exons.